This is a messenger RNA of Strongylus vulgaris, 263 nucleotides long. The record is from the annotation of a GenBank genome assembly. Lineage: Eukaryota; Metazoa; Nematoda; Chromadorea; Rhabditida; Strongylidae.
AUGUGUCAGGGUGAUUCCAUAUUUGAUCUCGUAGAUCCCCGUGACCACACUACUGUUCAAACUGAGCUAAGCAGUGGUCCUCAACCGACAACGUCUUUUCCCGAAGAAAGAGUGUUUCUUUGUCGCCUUAAUCUUGCCAGAACUGCCAAAAGGCAGUUACAAUAUCACAAGUUCAUUCUACUACAAGGACGGUAUAUUCAUCCGGCUGAGUACUUCCAGUCGGUAGCCAAUACUCCUGAAGCGGUGAGGGCAAAUUUUUAGUA